GGGGGCGGGGUCAGAACACUGGCGGCCGAUCCCAACGAGGCUCCCUGGAGCCCGACGCAGAGCAGCGCCCUGGCCGGGCCAAGCAGGAGCCGGCAUCAUGGAUUCCUUCAAAGUAGUGCUGGAGGGGCCAGCACCUUGGGGCUUCCGGCUGCAAGGGGGCAAGGACUUCAAUGUGCCCCUCUCCAUUUCCCGGCUCACUCCUGGGGGCAAAGCGGCGCAGGCCGGAGUGGCCGUGGGUGACUGGGUGCUGAGCAUCAAUGGCGAGAAUGCGGGUAGCCUCACACACAUCGAAGCUCAGAACAAGAUCCGGGCCUGCGGGGAGCGCCUCAGCCUGGGCCUCAGCAGGGCCCAGCCGGUUCAGAGCAAACCGCAGAAGGCCCCCACCCUACCCUGCCCGCCCGCCCUGCCCGGCUGUGUCUCUGCCCAGGCCUCCGCCCCCGCCGCGGACCCUCCGCGGUACACCUUUGCACCCAGCGUCUCCCUCAACAAGACGGCCCGGCCCUUUGGGGCGCCCCCGCCCGCUGACAGCGCCCCGCAGCAGAAUGGACAGCCGCUCCGACCGCUGGUCCCAGACGCCAGCAAGCAGCGGCUGAUGGAGAACACAGAGGACUGGCGGCCGCGGCCGGGGACAGGCCAGUCGCGUUCCUUCCGCAUCCUUGCCCACCUCACAGGCACCGAGUUCAUGCAAGACCCGGAUGAGGAGCACCUGAAGAAAUCAAGAGACCGCACACCAGCUAACUGGACGUUGCUAGGAGAAGCUGCCCUUCCCAUCCCUACCCCAGUGGGACCUGGAAUCCAACUCGGCAGUUUCCACGCCCCCAGGCAUCUCCCGUGGGGCCAGCAGGACCCAGGUUGGGGGGUGGGGCCAUGUCAGGAAGCUCAGCCAUGCAGGGCCUUGAAUGGCAGAUCUUGCAGCCAGGUGCCCAGGACAGAAGCCCCAGCCCCAGCCUCAUCUACAUCCCAGGAACCCUGGCCUGGCCCUACCGCCCCCAGCCCUACCAGCCGCCCGCCCUGGGCUGUGGACCCUGCGUUUGCCGAGCGCUAUGCCCCGGACAAAACAAGCACAGUGCUGACCCGGCACAGCCAGCCAGCCACGCCCACGCCGCUGCAGAGCCGCACCUCCAUUGUGCAGGCAGCUGCUGGAGGGGUGCCAGGAGGGGGCAGCAACAACGGCAAGACUCCCGUGUGUCACCAGUGCCACAAGGUCAUCCGGGGCCGCUACCUGGUGGCGCUGGGCCACGCGUACCACCCGGAGGAGUUUGUGUGUAGCCAGUGUGGGAAGGUCCUGGAAGAGGGUGGCUUCUUUGAGGAGAAGGGCGCCAUCUUCUGCCCACCAUGCUAUGACGUGCGCUAUGCACCCAGCUGCGCCAAGUGCAAGAAGAAGAUUACAGGCGAGAUCAUGCACGCCCUGAAGAUGACCUGGCACGUGCACUGCUUUACCUGUGCUGCCUGCAAGACGCCCAUCCGGAACAGGGCCUUCUACAUGGAGGAGGGCGUGCCUUAUUGCGAGCGAGACUAUGAGAAGAUGUUUGGCACGAAAUGCCAUGGCUGUGACUUCAAGAUCGACGCUGGGGACCGCUUCCUGGAGGCCCUGGGCUUCAGCUGGCAUGACACCUGCUUCGUCUGUGCGAUAUGUCAGAUCAACCUGGAAGGAAAGACCUUCUACUCCAAGAAGGACAGGCCUCUCUGCAAGAGCCAUGCCUUCUCUCAUGUGUGAGCCCCUUCUGCCCACAGCUGCCGCGGUGGCCCCUAGCCUGAGGGGCCUGGAGUCGUGGCCCUGCAUUUCUGGGUAGGGCUGGCAAUGGUUGCCUUAACCCUGGCUCCUGGCCCGAGCCUGGGGUUCCCUGGGCCCUGCCCCACCCCCCUUAUCCUCCCACCCCACUCCCUCCACCACCACAGCACACCGGUGCUGGCCACACCGGCCCCCUUUCACCUCCAGUGCCACAAUAAACCUGUACCCAGCUGUG
Gorilla gorilla gorilla (western lowland gorilla) is the source of this 1967-nucleotide messenger RNA. It is a transcript of the gene PDLIM7, whose product is annotated as PDZ and LIM domain 7. Gene Ontology annotation, biological process: actin cytoskeleton organization; heart development; muscle structure development. The coding region runs from base 98 to 1717 and encodes 539 amino acids. Lineage: Eukaryota; Metazoa; Chordata; Mammalia; Primates; Hominidae. Gene Ontology annotation, molecular function: actin binding; muscle alpha-actinin binding. The transcript is spliced from 13 exons. Gene Ontology annotation, cellular component: filamentous actin; Z disc; adherens junction. The record is from RefSeq and is a predicted model, not a curated record.